CGCUGCGGACGUGUGUUGGAGCCCUCAUUUCGGAGGCGGAUUCGAUUCGUGUGUGUGGUGUGUGGUGUACGGUGUGCUGCUCUUGCGGUCGAGUCAGUUUGCAGUGUUUAAAAAUCCUAAAUAAAAUUAAUGGGCGAAUUGGCAGAAAUAGAUACAUUAAAAAAUGCGGUUAUACGGCAAAAAAUAGUUAAAUGUUAGUGCAAUAAGAGGAAACCAUGGGAUCUCAGCUGAGUAAAAAUUAAAGUGCGAACCAAAUGUUCAACCGAACCGCUGUGAUGAAACUUGAAAUAAUGCAAAGCUAAGCCCAUACCCUCAAAGUCAAACCCGACCCGCAAGUGUUAGUUUACUUAAUUAAUUUAACAAUACAAUAGCGAACAAUCGAGCAAUAUACGUGAAAAAAGAAAUUGUUUGCAAUCAAUAUGAGUGUUCCAAGUGCGCCCCCUCAGAGGGCAGCAAGCAAAAAUCGAGAUCCAUGUCCCGGACCAAAAAAACCUCGGCUCCGUCAUUUUGUGCCCGGGGCAACCUGCGGAGGAGCCCUGCUGCUGCUGCUGAUUAGUCUCGCUCUGGAUCUGGGCCCAGUGCAUUGUUAUGAGAAAAUGUACAGCCAGACGGAGAAACAGCGCUACGAUGGCUGGUACAAUAACCUGGCCCAUCCCGACUGGGGAUCCGUGGAUAGCCACCUGGUGCGAAAGGCGCCGCCCUCCUAUUCCGAUGGGGUCUACGCGAUGGCAGGUGCCAAUCGACCCUCGACCCGCAGGCUUAGUCGGCUGUUUAUGCGGGGAAAGGACGGGCUGGGCUCGAAGUUCAACCGCACCGCACUGCUGGCCUUCUUUGGCCAACUGGUGGCCAAUGAGAUUGUGAUGGCCUCCGAGUCCGGCUGCCCCAUCGAGAUGCACCGCAUCGAGAUCGAGAAGUGCGACGAGAUGUACGACAGGGAGUGCCGGGGCGACAAGUACAUACCCUUCCACCGGGCGGCCUACGAUCGCGACACCGGCCAGAGCCCCAAUGCGCCCAGGGAACAGAUAAAUCAAAUGACUGCUUGGAUUGAUGGCAGUUUCAUUUACAGCACCUCCGAGGCCUGGCUCAACGCCAUGCGCUCCUUCCACAACGGCACCCUGCUCACCCAGAAGGACGGGAAGCUCCCGGUGCGCAACACCAUGCGGGUGCCACUCUUCAACAACCCGGUGCCGAGUGUCAUGAAGAUGCUCAGCCCGGAGCGACUGUUCCUUCUUGGCGACCCUCGCACCAACCAGAACCCUGCGAUCCUGUCCUUCGCCAUUCUCUUCCUGCGCUGGCACAACACCCUGGCGCAGCGGAUCAAGCGCCUGCAUCCGGAUUGGAGUGAUGAGGACAUUUACCAGCGGGCCCGUCACACGGUGAUUGCCAGUCUGCAGAACGUGAUAGUCUACGAGUAUUUGCCCGCCUUCCUGGGCACCUCAUUGCCACCUUACGAGGGCUACAAGCAGGACAUACAUCCGGGCAUCGGUCACAUUUUCCAGGCGGCGGCCUUCCGGUUUGGCCACACAAUGAUUCCGCCGGGAAUUUACAGGCGAGAUGGUCAGUGCAACUUUAAGGAAACGCCCAUGGGCUAUCCGGCUGUCAGACUUUGCUCCACUUGGUGGGACUCAAGCGGAUUUUUCGCUGACACCAGUGUGGAAGAGGUACUGAUGGGUCUGGCCUCGCAAAUAUCCGAACGGGAGGAUCCUGUUCUUUGCUCAGAUGUGCGGGACAAGCUCUUCGGACCCAUGGAGUUUACGCGUCGCGAUCUGGGAGCUCUUAAUAUAAUGAGGGGUAGAGACAAUGGUCUGCCGGAUUACAAUACGGCAAGGGAGUCAUAUGGUCUGAAGAGGCACAAGACCUGGACGGACAUCAAUCCACCUUUGUUUGAAACGCAACCAGAGCUCUUGGACAUGUUAAAGGAGGCUUACGACAACCAGCUGGACGAUGUGGAUGUCUAUGUGGGUGGCAUGUUGGAAUCUUAUGGCCAGCCGGGAGAAUUCUUCACGGCUGUGAUCAAGGAGCAGUUCAUGAGACUUCGGGACGCAGAUCGUUUCUGGUUCGAGAACGAACGCAAUGGGAUCUUCACCCCCGAGGAGAUCAAGGAGCUGCGCAAGAUCACUCUGUGGGACAUCAUAGUGAAUAGUACGGAUGUGAACGAGGAUGAGAUCCAGAAGGAUGUGUUUAUGUGGCGCACCGGAGACCCCUGCCCGCAGCCCAUGCAGCUGAAUGCCACGGAGCUGGAGCCCUGCACCUAUUUGGAGGGCUAUGAUUACUUCUCCGGCUCCGAGCUGAUGUUCAUCUACGUGUGCGUCUUCCUUGGCUUUGUGCCCAUCCUGUGUGCAGGAGCCGGUUACUGCGUGGUUAAGCUGCAGAACAGCAAGCGCCGCAGGCUUAAGAUCCGCCAGGAGGCUCUGAGGGCGCCGCAGCACAAGGGUUCGGUGGACAAGAUGCUGGCCAGGGAGUGGCUCCAUGCCAACCAUAAGCGACUGGUUACGGUUAAGUUUGGUCCAGAGGCAGCCAUCUAUACGGUGGACAGGAAGGGUGAAAAGCUGCGCACCUUCAGCCUGAAGCACAUCGAUGUGGUCAGCGUGGAGGAGUCGGCCACGAAUCACAUCAAAAAGAAGCCCUACAUCCUGCUCAGAGUGCCCAGCGAUCAUGAUCUUGUCCUGGAAUUGGAAUCGUAUGGAGCACGCAGAAAGUUCGUUAAGAAACUGGAGGAUUUCCUGCUGCUGCACAAGAAGGAGAUGACCCUGAUGGAGGUCAACAGGGACAUCAUGCUGGCGCGGGCGGAGACGCGGGAGCGAAGGCAGAAGCGACUGGAGUACUUCUUCCGUGAAGCCUAUGCCCUGACCUUUGGCCUGAGACCAGGAGAGAGGCGCCGCAGGUCGGAUGCCUCCAGCGAUGGCGAGGUGAUGACCGUGAUGCGAACCAGUCUGUCCAAGGCGGAGUUUGCCGCCGCCCUGGGCAUGAAGCCCAACGAUAUGUUUGUGCGCAAGAUGUUCAACAUUGUGGACAAGGAUCAGGAUGGCAGGAUCAGCUUCCAGGAGUUCCUCGAGACCGUGGUCCUCUUCUCCCGGGGCAAGACAGAUGACAAGCUAAGGAUUAUCUUUGAUAUGUGUGAUAAUGAUCGGAAUGGAGUCAUCGACAAGGGUGAACUGAGCGAGAUGAUGCGUUCGCUGGUGGAGAUCGCGAGGACGACGAGCCUGGGCGAUGACCAGGUAACCGAGCUGAUCGAUGGCAUGUUUCAGGAUGUCGGAUUGGAGCACAAGAACCAUCUGACCUACCAGGACUUCAAGCUGAUGAUGAAGGAGUACAAAGGUGACUUUGUGGCCAUCGGGCUGGACUGCAAGGGGGCCAAGCAGAACUUCCUGGACACCUCGACGAACGUGGCCCGGAUGACGUCCUUCAACAUCGAACCCAUGCAGGACAAGCCGCGUCAUUGGCUGCUGGCCAAGUGGGAUGCCUACAUCACGUUCCUCGAGGAGAACCGUCAGAACAUCUUCUACCUAUUCCUCUUCUACGUGGUCACCAUUGUCCUGUUCGUGGAGCGCUUCAUCCACUACUCCUUCAUGGCGGAGCACACGGAUCUGCGGCACAUCAUGGGUGUGGGCAUAGCCAUUACGAGGGGAUCCGCCGCCUCGCUCUCCUUCUGUUACUCCCUGCUGCUGCUGACCAUGUCCAGGAAUCUGAUCACCAAGCUGAAGGAGUUCCCCAUCCAGCAGUACAUUCCCCUGGACUCGCACAUCCAGUUCCACAAGAUAGCCGCCUGCACGGCGCUCUUCUUCUCGGUUCUGCAUACGGUGGGUCACAUUGUGAACUUCUACCAUGUGUCCACCCAGUCGCACGAGAAUCUCCGCUGCCUGACCCGCGAGGUGCACUUCGCCUCGGACUACAAGCCGGACAUCACCUUCUGGCUCUUCCAGACGGUCACCGGCACCACGGGCGUCCUCCUGUUCAUCAUCAUGUGCAUCAUCUUUGUGUUUGCCCAUCCUACGAUCCGCAAGAAGGCCUACAAUUUCUUCUGGAACAUGCACACCCUCUACAUUGGCUUGUAUCUGCUGAGUUUGAUCCACGGACUGGCUCGACUGACAGGACCACCGCGCUUCUGGAUGUUCUUCCUGGGACCCGGCAUUGUGUACACCCUGGACAAGAUCGUCUCGCUGCGCACCAAGUACAUGGCGCUGGAUGUGAUCGAUACGGAUCUGCUGCCCUCCGAUGUGAUCAAGAUCAAGUUCUAUAGGCCACCGAAUCUCAAGUACCUUUCGGGUCAGUGGGUGAAGUUGUCCUGCACCGCCUUCCGGCCUCAUGAGAUGCACAGCUUCACUUUGACCUCGGCGCCGCACGAGAACUGCUUGAGUUGCCACAUCAAGGCCCAGGGACCGUGGACGUGGAAGCUGCGCAACUACUUCGAUCCCUGCAACUACAAUCCGGAGGAUCAGCCCAAGAUUCGCAUCGAGGGACCCUUUGGGGGCGGCAACCAGGACUGGUACAAGUUCGAGGUGGCCGUGAUGGUCGGCGGCGGCAUCGGGGUCACCCCGUACGCCUCCAUUCUCAACGAUCUGGUCUUCGGCACCAGUACCAACCGAUACUCGGGCGUGGCCUGCAAGAAGGUGUACUUCCUGUGGAUCUGCCCAUCGCACAAGCACUUCGAGUGGUUCAUCGACGUCCUGCGCGACGUGGAGAAGAAGGAUGUCACCAAUGUGCUCGAGAUACACAUAUUCAUCACGCAGUUCUUCCACAAGUUCGACCUGCGAACGACAAUGCUGUACAUCUGUGAGAACCACUUCCAGCGGCUGUCGAAGACCUCCAUAUUCACGGGUCUUAAGGCGGUCAAUCAUUUCGGUCGCCCAGACAUGUCAAGCUUCCUGAAGUUCGUCCAAAAGAAGCACUCCUAUGUCUCCAAAAUAGGCGUCUUCUCCUGCGGACCUCGUCCGCUGACCAAAAGCGUGAUGUCUGCCUGUGAUGAAGUUAACAAAACGCGCAAGUUGCCCUAUUUCAUUCACCACUUCGAGAACUUUGGAUAGAUCUGCGCCAGCUCUACCCAUUCGUACACCUGCCAGCCCAACCUGUUUUCCACCUACCUGUCUGUCUCUCAACGAUAUCUAAUUGUACUCUUAAGGUUCAUUCAUUAAUUUAAGCAAAUUCGGCUGCUCAAACGUACUUAAAACGCUGUCCCUUAAUCGUAGGCUAAUCGUACAAUCAUAAUUUAGUCAAGUUUUGUUUAGUGCAUUAUGAAAAUGUAUCCCAUUGUAACAAAAUCACUGCAACCAUAGCAAGAACAACAAAAAGGCCUCUACCUAUAUAUGUGUAUGUAUGUAUAUGUGUAUUUAUUGAAGAUAUGAUUUGUUAUCAGUUUUUGUAAACCGUUCACAUUAUUUAUUAAAAAUUUACAAUUACCUUUAAACAUAAAA
Drosophila biarmipes is the source of this 5411-nucleotide messenger RNA. RefSeq names its product dual oxidase (gene Duox). The transcript is spliced from 11 exons. The coding region runs from base 420 to 5024 and encodes 1534 amino acids. The record is from RefSeq and is a predicted model, not a curated record. Gene Ontology annotation, molecular function: heme binding; calcium ion binding; peroxidase activity. NCBI's taxonomy places the organism in Eukaryota, Metazoa, Arthropoda, Insecta, Diptera, Drosophilidae. Gene Ontology annotation, biological process: response to oxidative stress.